CCAAGACAAUCCCGCCAUCACCAACACCAUCACCCCCCAACCCCACCUCUCCAACGCCUACACCCCCCCACAACCACCCACCCCCCCACCCACCACCGCCCCCCACGCAACCAACCCACACACCCACACACACACACAUCCACCCCCCCCUCACACCUCCUCAACCCCCACACCGCACCCCCCACCACCACCCGCCAGCAUCCCCGAGCCACCACCACCCAACCCCUCCCGCCCCCUUCUACCCCAACAACUACGCCCCCCUCCCCACCCACCCCACCCCCCCACCACCCCCCCCCCCACCCACAACCAUCCCGACACCCCACACCCGCCGUACCUCCUAA
Homalodisca vitripennis (glassy-winged sharpshooter) is the source of this 341-nucleotide messenger RNA. RefSeq names its product protein TRACHEARY ELEMENT DIFFERENTIATION-RELATED 7A-like. Lineage: Eukaryota; Metazoa; Arthropoda; Insecta; Hemiptera; Cicadellidae. The transcript has a single exon. The record is from RefSeq and is a predicted model, not a curated record. The annotation marks the transcript as partial.